UCUUCCCCGUCCACUUCUUUCGUAAGCUUUGGGCCACUUCCUACAUAGCCGAUCAAAUGGAUUUCCAUAGGGUGUGCUGCUGAUUACAGUUCUCAUUGUAACAACCCACAGAAGGAUGGAAUAACUAUGCCACCCAUCGAAAAUGGAUCAUGUGGAAAAGCUUUCUCAAAGAACUUCUGAAGGGCAAUGCAGUCUGUGAAUCAGCUCUAUCUUCUCCUGUAUUGAAAAAUGCACAGGGUUGAAAUCUGAAACACUGAAAAUCAACAUUAAUAUUUACAAGCAAAAAUAAGAGAAUGCAAAGGUGUGAAGAAGACAUUCUCGUGUAUCUUUGGCUUGAGAAUGGUCACAUGUCAAGGAUUACUGAUUCUUCUGUUUCUUGAAGCUGCCUUUGCAAGUCCCUGUCCACACUACUGUACAUGCUCUCCACCAGGAAACAGUCCACUAAAAUUGAACUGUAGUUUCAUGGGAAUGAUGGUACUUCCACUUUUACCAAGUCAAACACAAGAGUUAUACCUCCAGGGCAACAGACUAGAAACAAUACCCGCAGGAGCAUUUGACCAUCUUCAGGUGCUGAAGAUCAUCAAUCUAUCUAGAAAUCCAUGGCAUUGUGACUGUGGAAUUUUGUAUCUGAAAAACUGGUUGGAAGAUCAAAUGGGAAGCUUACUUUCUAAAGAUGUGAGGUGCUUUUCUCCUCCUUCACUUCGCAAAAAAAUUAUAUCUGAGCUCAAGAGGAAUGAACUGCCAUCUUGUUACACUUCCCGAACACUUUGUUCUGAUUUCUUGUUCAGUGAUGCAUUCCUCUUCUUUCUUAUGUUCAUUCCUUUUAUUAUCAUUUGUUUCUUGAUAACAAAAAGGACUAAAUUUAAAGUGGAUGUUUAUGACAAGAAUUCAACAGACCUCAGGAUAUUGCCUGCGAUUUCUGAUCAGCUGAAAAGAAGAAAGGAAGAAGACCACCAAGCCAUUCACCAUUGCUUGUGACUACUGUGCAUUGGGUUGCAAAACAAAAAGAAAGGUCAAACAAAUCAUUUGUUUAUCAUUAAAAGUCAAACGGUCAACUGAAAAGCAUGACUAUUUUUGAUUGUUCAUUUUAAAGAACAGAAACUCAUUAAGAAUAUCUACACUGAACAAAAAAAACCCCAUAAUAUGCAGCUUUUAAGGUAAAAUUCAAACCAAAGAAUUAGUAUUCUCAGUUUAAACAUGAUACUUUUGAUUUUCUAUAACAUGUUUCAAUGCAUCUGAUGAAAGCACCUCCUGCAAUCUGGAGUAUAAUUCAAGUCAAAGAUCAGGUGGGCAAUUAUAGCGCUCAAUUAAUAAAUCAGUAUCCUGAAUUAUUUAGCACCUGUUGACCUGGAUUCUGUCCUGGUUGUGGUCAUUACUAUUUGAUCCAUAAACAGUUGUUGGCAGCCAGAGUCCAGAUACUCCAGAUGCUGAUUAGGAUAUGCCACAAUUAUAAAUGCCUUAAAGACCUUCUAUUUACACUACUCUAUAGUGAGUCGUAUAUAUGGGGCUCCCUUUGUGUGUGUGUGUGUGUCUAUUAUCUAUGUCUUCUGCUAACUAUGUUUUUAAUAAUCUAUCAACAACACAAAAAAGUAGUUAGCAAUGGAUGUGGUUUCUUAUUGAGAUUACAUGGGAGAACUUGUUAUCAAGUUCAAAGAGCUGUGUUAGCUAAUUGUCUCUUUCUGAGCCCAGUUCAAGAUAAUUGUGCUGACCUUUCAGCCUCUAUAUAGUUUGAGAAAACCCUAUCCUAUUAACACUUCAUACCAACCUAUUUAUGUAUCUUCCAGAUCCCCCCACACCCAUUCUUGGGGGUAUAUGCAGACAAAUAACAUUUUUAGCUUUUGCACCCCAUCUGUGGAACUUCUUUCCCAAGGAUACUUACUUAGUGUCUAUCUUGCUAUACAUGGAAGUAUUUCAUGAAUAUUUUUGUAUUAUUCUGGACUUUUAAUGUACAGUAUUUAAAAAAAAUGUGCAAAUCCAUGUCUUCUGAUGUUUACUAUUCUUUAAUAUUUCCGUUGCAAGUUAUUGUUUUAAACUGCCUUUAAUCAUCUCAAAUUUGUUUGGGACACACAAAACAUAAAACACAGACAAGACCCCAGGGAUUAUGGUAACCAUUUUCUGAGAGCAGCUUAUUCUUCCCAUUUAUCCUAUCCCCAAAUUAUCUUCCCGAUUUACACGGGAAAGAGAUACACUAUUUAAUAUGCAUAAAACAAUGGCUUUCUUUCUUUUUCUUAUCAGACUAGAAACUGGAGGACCAUGAGUCCUUCCUUAGAUAUGAAAGCCAGCUAGGUGACUCUGGGUCAGUCACUCUCUCUCCA
This is a messenger RNA of Python bivittatus (Burmese python), 2315 nucleotides long. Its product is annotated as platelet glycoprotein IX-like. Gene Ontology annotation, molecular function: protein binding. Lineage: Eukaryota; Metazoa; Chordata; Lepidosauria; Squamata; Pythonidae. The record is from RefSeq and is a predicted model, not a curated record.